Messenger RNA from Scatophagus argus, 2889 nucleotides. It is a transcript of the gene slc25a18, whose product is annotated as solute carrier family 25 member 18. NCBI's taxonomy places the organism in Eukaryota, Metazoa, Chordata, Actinopteri, Scatophagidae. The transcript has 10 exons. The coding region runs from base 609 to 1589 and encodes 326 amino acids. Gene Ontology annotation, biological process: aspartate transmembrane transport; L-glutamate transmembrane transport; malate-aspartate shuttle. Gene Ontology annotation, molecular function: L-glutamate transmembrane transporter activity; L-aspartate transmembrane transporter activity. The record is from RefSeq and is a predicted model, not a curated record.
GCAUGAGUUUAUGUCGCGUUGUGUUAGUGCUGAUUUGUGUUGCUGGGACUGUGUCACACAGGGAGUGACCGCGAGAGGGAGGGACUUAGGCAGCAGGACAAUGCUCGUGUUUGUGCAACGGCCCCUGAGUGGCGGCUGGCUCUCUCAGAUCGCUUUCGCUUGACUACCAUUGCUGCACACAUUGUUGAAGUGAAAGGAAAGUGGACAACUUGAUCCUGUCUGUGGGAUGCACCGACAGAGACACUGGGAGGGAGACUGGGUUUUGGUGUGAGGUACAGUAAAGCAGAAAGCCUGGCCAGAAGACACAACAUUGGUGGUUUUGGCCACGAUAGAAAAAAGGGUGUUCACCUCUUCUGUACCACAGAGAAGAAUCAGAGGGCAGUCUGCUGUAGCCACAUUGAAAGCAGUGAGCUGCAUUUACGGCACAGGCUGGCAGGUAAAGAGCUGAGCUGGUUCGGACAACUUGGCUGUGUGUCUGUGUGACGUGCCGAAGUGUGAGAGGGAAGAGGAAAAGGAAGAGGAGGAGAGGGGGAGGUUGUGGAGAAGGAGGAGGACGAGGAGGAGGAGGAGGACAGGAGUAGUGGGCUUGGAGCCCAAACACAAGCAGGAUGGCGGAGAAGAAAGUUAGCCUCCCUGCUAAGCUGAUUAAUGGGGGAGUGGCAGGCCUGGUUGGUGUGACAUGUGUAUUUCCUAUUGACCUGGCCAAGACCCGCCUACAGAACCAGCAGGGCGUUCAAGUCUACAAGGGAAUGCUGGACUGUCUGGGGAAGACAAUUCGCUCUGAGGGCUAUUUUGGAUGCUACAGAGGUGCAGCAGUGAACCUCACUCUUGUCACACCAGAAAAAGCCAUCAAGCUGGCUGCCAAUGACGUCUUCAGACAGAAGCUCUCAAAGGAUGGGCAUUUGCCCCUCUGGGGGGAGGUACUGGCAGGGUGUGGGGCUGGGACCUGUCAGGUGGUGGUUACCACUCCCAUGGAGAUGCUUAAGAUCCAGCUGCAGGACGCGGGAAGGCUUGCUGCCCAGAGGCCUGUUCCAACUCCAGCUCAGGCUACUGCUGCUGCUCCUGGUCCAGCUCCAUCAUUGGUGGCGCCCCCACCUGCGCGACCCAGUCCUCCACCUCGGCCCUCAGCCACAGGCAUUACUGCAGAGCUGUUGAAGACUCGUGGACUGGCAGGCCUUUACAGGGGUGCAGGAGCCACCUUAAUGAGGGAUGUCCCCUUCUCAAUGAUCUACUUUCCGCUGUUUGCCAACCUGAAUGCACUAGGCCAGGAAAGAGUGGGUAACGUGCAGGGCCGGGCCCCUUUAUGGCAGUCUUUUGUGGCAGGCUGCACCGCAGGCUCAGUAGCAGCUGUGGCUGUAACACCGCUGGAUGUCAUAAAGACUCGUCUGCAGACCUUGCAAAAAGGUGAAGGGGAGGACACAUACAGAGGAAUUAUUGAUUGCACACGGCGCAUCAUGAGGCGGGAAGGCCCAGCAGCAUUCCUGAAGGGUGCGACAUGUCGUGCUUUGGUCAUCGCUCCUCUUUUUGGCAUUGCACAGGGUGUCUACUUUCUUGGGAUAGGGGAGGCAGUGAUUGGUUUGCUGGAAUAGGAGUGCUUGGCAUUGGUGGCGGUGGUUGUGUUGUCUCUGUACAGAUGAUGUGCUGCUUUAAUCUGCAGUGAAUGACAACUCGGUGAAUGGUGAAGACAGAGAGAGGGAAAUGCGGCCACUAACCAAAGGAAGAGGAAUGGCCUGAGAUAUGAAGAGGUUCUAUUUACUAAUAUGUGGACCGAUGGGUUCCACACUAAUCAUGUUUCUCUAAGUUUUUUUACAUGCUGUCAGCAGGGUUCCGUAGGUUAAACAGGGUCCUGUGUGACUAAUCUGAGGGUAUGUUUUCCAAAUUGUCUGGGUCCACUCCCCUUGUGCUUGCUGCAAUAAGUCUCAGGUUGCUCUUUUCACCUGGGUGAGAUUAUUCUGUGUGGUUGGUAAGAGAGAGCCGCUGCAUGUUGUUGAGACUGCUAACAAAAAUGCCUACCGACCAAGAACUGUGCAUCAUCUUACGUAAGUGACAAAUUCACCUCUUUCAAUCUUUAUCAAAAGCUAAUAUUUCAGAACAGUUGAUGUCAGAAGCCGAACUGAGUAUUUGGUUCAAUCAUUAAGAUGUCUAACGCAUUUCCCUGGAAUAGGAGCCAGAUCUCCUUCUGCCUAACCUGUUAUGCAUUCCUCCCACUCCAUCCGUGAGGUCUGAGGUGUUAUCUUGGACUACACUGGGAGGUGCUGCCUGCCAGUGUCUCUAAGGUCAUUUGUUAAUCUGAUGGUAAUGCUUUAAUCCCUGUAUUAGCGUACAAUAUACCCUAACACACACAACUCAUUUCCGGCCUAAAGGCCACAGGUUAGACUACUGGGCCACUGUCUCGUAGCCUUGGCAUCCUCUUCUCGACAGCUUGGAAGGGUUUAAAUAAAACCUGUGAGAAGCCUCGGGCUGUUUUUACUGAUUCGUUACACAUAAAAACAUGUUGCUUCAACUGAUGUGCGCACAAUAACUGUAAAAAAAAAUGCAAUUAAAGCCUUAUCAAUGCUGAUAGUUUCUAAAGCAUCAAAGUCUUAAAUGAAUUCAGUGGAACUGGUGGUGUUGAAACACUGAUUUGGUACUUGAGUCCAACUUAGCGACGACAAUGCUAUUUGUUAGAUCCAUGGAGGGAGUAUGGCACCUUGUCAUGCCAACUGAUUGCCAUUACUGAAGUCCACUGGGUGGAACUAAAUUUUUUGUUUGUUUUUUACAUUUUUAAUGCAAGACAUUUUGAUGUGGCUAAGUCAUCUAGGUUACUACAUUUCCCUCACUGUAGAGUGACCAUACCUGAGUGAAAUGUUUGUUUACAAGUUGUAAAUAAAGAUCUCCCAUACAUACCGA